ACUGCGUUAUGCCACUAGCUAUGGCAACACUUUUGUUGCGUGUGUGAGCCCGACUUAGUACUCAAAAUAAGCUAAGCGCUAUAUAGGCUAAAAUGCGCCAUCCCAAAAUUACAAGGCAUGAGCUGCAGACAGUUAUUCUCGUUCUGCGCAUUUGAAUGUUCACUCCAUAGCUAAUUAUACUGCAUGAAUGUGCUCACAGACAUUCAUAACUUAUGUCUGUGGAUGGGCUUUGCACUUCUGAUAUACUGAUAUGCUGUGGUUGUUGCUAAACAAAGCAGACGACAUUCAACGAAAUGGUGUACUAGCAAAUGAAUGCAUGUCGCGCAGGAAGUCCUUAUCUGGUCAUUUCAGCUCGUUGGUUUCUGAACAAAAAUUACAACAUCUGGAAAGUCGGGUUCAGUUUUUCUUGGGAGCGAGUAACAAAAGUGUUCGAAUAUUGUACUCGUCCCAUUGAAUAUCUGACAGAGCAGUCAAGGCGACUUUUUUUUUUUUUUAAAUAGUCGCUCGGCCUUGUUAAUUAUGAAAGCUGUCAUCCAGAGAGUAUUAAAAGCAAGUGUAACAGGUACAUUAUGUAAAUAACCCGUUGUGAAAUCCAAUUCUAAAGAAUAUUUUUUAUCGACAAUAUUGUCAUACAUCGACUAGAGUAACAACAUGCAAACGCACAUCAGUUAAUUGUUUUGUUUAAUUCUAACUAAAAAUUUGGCUUCUUUUAAGACCACGUAAACAGCAUUUAAAUAUUAAGUAUGUAGCCCUAAAUUCGCACUAGUUACCUGUAGACAUUAAGUUCCGGUAUAAUUGUAAACUGCAGCAUUAUAUGAAAAAUGAUUACUACUGAUUGAAUUUUAUACUUUUAUCGAAAGAGUUGGUGUGUGUGGUUUUUUCCCCCCAUCCAUGUCACAUGAGAGGUCAUUAGUUUCGAGCAUUUUUUUGGGAAUCCAAUUAGUAGGAAGUGUGGGGGGCAUGCCUUAAUGAUCGCAGUUCCUAAAGGGUAGAAGUAGACCCUCCCCCUCAAAUGUUGAUUGUGUGACAAACUGAUCUGCAGUGCAGCCUGAGGUCAAAGUUAAGUUGAAAGGUGACAAUUUGGUUGUUAGUUGGUGAAGACAACAAAUGUGAAAACAAAAUGAAGGUGGUUGUAACAAACUGAAGAUUGUGUAGCUUAGUGUUUAAGUCUGAGACAUAUUGAAAAAUACAAGAUGGGUGAAGGUUUAUUUUGCAUGAAAUGAUUUGAUCUAUGUCAAGAGUGUUUGAGUCAGUCUGAAGAAUAAAUCACUGCUUCAGUUAUGGGUUGUCUGCUGUUCAUAAGUGUUAGAAUUGUUCAACUGUGAAAACUGUCCUAAGUUUGAUUCUGAAAAAAAAAGGAAUUAAGAGUGCUACUGUGUUGAGCAGUGAUGCAUAGGAUGUGAUAAGCACUAUGGUCUGUUGAGACAUAAGCUCCAAUUACGAUGAGUUUUCAUGCUGCAAUACAUUCAGAACGUUGCACAGCACACUUCAUAUCUGCUCCUUUUGUGGAAAAAAGAUGUGCACUUUUCAGAGGUUGGGAUAAACAACAUACAUGUUAUUCUGACAAGCUCUAAAUCUCCUGGCCAAGUCUGUCAGCAGAUGUGGUUCUUGUUAGGUAUAUACAAGAUAAAUGUAGGUGGCAAUUUACUUGGUUUCCAACAGAGCACCAUAUUUUGAUCCUCUGUGACAUCAGGUUGAUGAAAUUGACCUCACUUUCACAACAUGAAGGCCAGUUCCUGUACAAUAUACUGUCUUUGUGGUGCUUGUGAUGCAGUUGAUGGAGAGGUUAUCAGCUCCAUCGGGAAAGGGUUGUGUGUCCUUGUCGGAAUUUCAAGAGAUGACACAGAGGCAGAUAUGGAGUACCUAGCUCGUAAACUUUUAAAUCUUCGAAUAUUUGAAGAUGACAAUGGAAAGAGGUGGAAUCUAAGUGUAAGAGAUAAAAACUUAGAAAUCCUGUGUGUCAGUCAGUUCACAUUGUAUCAUGUACUAAAAGGUAACAAACUAGACUUCCACUGUGCAAUGCCUGCAGAGAGCUCCGAGGAAUUUUAUAACCGAUUUCUUAAACUGCUGAGAACUCAGUACAAGGAUGAUUUUGUAAAAGAUGGAAAGUUUGGUGCUUACAUGACAGUGAACAUUGAGAAUGAUGGACCUGUAACUGUUGAACUUGAAUCUCCCUCAAAGAAAAGUAAAGAGGGUGAUGGACAAAGCUAAUUUUAAAUUAGAUUGUUAUUCUUAUUUCUGUAAUUUAAGUAUAAAUUACUAAAAUGAAGAUUACAUAUAAUAUGGAAAUACCUGCAUUAAAGUUUUUUGUGUAACUGUAAGCAGAGAGGAGAAACAUGAGGGUACUUCAAUGAGGUUUUUGGAAUGUUUGUUAAUGAAAUAGGUGAAGGUUGGGCAGGUGACCAAGUGUUGCUUCACUUCUUGUAUCCACACACAGAUUACAGAAACAGUACUUAUUUUGGAAAUAUGUUUUGUAUUUCUACAGUGUUCGUGUGAAAUGUCAUUUCCACUUUUUUACAUUUCCAAAUUUGUUACACACAGGUUUACCACAUAUUAUAUGUAAAGACAUGGAAAGAAUAAAGAUGGCAUAAUUUUGAGUGCCUGAA
Messenger RNA from Schistocerca gregaria, 2606 nucleotides. RefSeq names its product D-aminoacyl-tRNA deacylase 1 (gene Dtd). Bases 1723 to 2211 code for a protein of 162 amino acids. Lineage: Eukaryota; Metazoa; Arthropoda; Insecta; Orthoptera; Acrididae. Gene Ontology annotation, biological process: tRNA metabolic process. The transcript has 4 exons. Gene Ontology annotation, molecular function: D-tyrosyl-tRNA(Tyr) deacylase activity. Gene Ontology annotation, cellular component: cytoplasm. The record is from RefSeq and is a predicted model, not a curated record.